Messenger RNA from Debaryomyces hansenii CBS767, 5772 nucleotides. Its product is annotated as DNA-binding ATPase. The record is from RefSeq and is a predicted model, not a curated record. The transcript has a single exon. Lineage: Eukaryota; Fungi; Ascomycota; Pichiomycetes; Serinales; Debaryomycetaceae. Gene Ontology annotation, molecular function: TBP-class protein binding; ATP binding; ATP hydrolysis activity. Bases 1 to 5772 code for a protein of 1923 amino acids.
AUGUCUCGGUUAGAUAGAUUAGUGGUAUUAUUGGAGACGGGUUCUACUCCGUUUAUUCGAAAUACUGCAGCGGAUCAGCUAUCAGACUUAGCUAAAGGACAUCCGGAAGAGACGAUCAAUUUGCUUGGAAGAGUGUACCCAUACUUGAAAUCGACCAAAUGGGAGACAAGGGUUACAGCAGCAAGGGCUUUUGGGGGAAUUGUUAAUCAUUCAGAGCUCUGGGAUCCGAAUUGCUCAGACACCAUAAAAAAAGAGCAUGAAUUCGAAGAAAAGGAAGAAACAAUUGUUAAAAUCGAAGAAUUAGAUGAAGCCAGUCGCAUAAAGUUGGAGCAGGACGAAGAAUUGAAAAAGAUUGAUGAUAAUUUAUCGAAUUUGGUUGAUUUCAACUCGUGGAACCUUCAUGAAAUAUUGAAGAGCAACGUCAAAUUAUUAGCAUGUGGAACCGAUGAAUUCGAGCCUUCAAACGGAACAGGACAGCAUCCUGAUGAUAACUCGACAUUCAUUGGUAAGUUAAAGAAACAGAAAAGUAAUAUAACACCUGUCGAGGAAACCGAGGUAAAACCUGAUCCAGAAGUGAAGACUGAACAUAUCGAAGCUGUAAGUGUCUCGUGUGAUAACUCGGACUCAAAUUCACCACGCCCAGACUCGUCAAGAACUGCUUCUAACGCAAGAUUGAAGGCCAUGCAAAAGAGAAGAGCUAAAGUAAAUGCAAAAUCCGGUGCUAUUAGGGUCAAACCCGUGGAUAUUUCACAAAGCUCUAUCUCAAGAAAAUUAGUGGAAAAUGGUGAAGGUACUGAUGAAAUAAUGGAAGAUUCCGCUCAGUACGAUAUUACAUCUCAACAGGGAGGUGAGAAAUUAGUAUUUGAAACCAAGGCUCCAGAAUUAUCUCCUUUGUUAUCUCAGCAUGCUAAGGUUGCCGGGUUGGUGUGGCAAUUUCAAGGAGUUUAUGAAUUAUUGGUAGCCGAUUUAUUCGAUGAAAAGUGGGAAAUAAGACAUGGGUCUGCAUUGGGUUUGCGUGAGUUAAUUAGGAAACAUGGGAAGGGUGCCGGAAGAGUAAUGAAUAAGUCAAAGGAAGAUAAUGACCGCAAUAAUUCUGCUACUUUGGAAGAUUUAGCUGUAAGGUUAUGUACAUUGUUUGCCCUUGAUAGAUUUGGUGAUUAUGUUUCCGAUACGGUUGUUGCACCUGUCAGAGAGUCGAGUGCACAAACUUUAGCAGCGUUAUUGAUCCAUUUGGAUGAUCAAGUUGUUCUCAGAACUUUUGAUAGCUUGAAUAAAUUGGUAUUACAAGACCACGCUAAUGAUCUAGGGGUUCCUAAAUGUUGGGAAGCAAAGCAUGGAGGUAUGUUAGGUGUAAGAUAUUUUGUUAGUGUAAGAACUGACGUUUUAUUAUCGAGACCAGAGUCCUUAGAUACAGUUGUAAAUAUGGUAUUGCAUGGACUACAAGAAAGCGAUGAUGAUGUUCAGUCGGUUGCUGCUUUGACAUUAACUCCAAUUGCAUCACAAUUUGUCAAAACCAAGCAAGAGUUGAUUCAUACUUUAUUGAGUGUUAUAUGGGACUGUUUGACAAACUUACGAGAUGAUUUAUCGGCCUCUAUUGGAUCUGUAAUGGAUUUAUUGGCGAAACUAUGUACCCACAAGGAAGUAAUUGCAAUUAUGCAAAAGGAUGCUAUAGAGAGCAAUUCAAACUCAUUUGAGUAUUUGGUUCCAAGAUUGUUCCCUUUUUUUAGGCAUUCUAUUACGAACGUCAGAAAGGCAGUAUUAAGAACAAUCCUUGAAUUUUUAUCUAUUGGCAGCGAUGUCACUAAAAAAUGGAUUAAUUCAAAAGCUUUAAGACUAAUAUUUCAAAACCUAUUAGUUGAACAAAACAAGGAUGUUCUAGAGCUUUCUGUAUUAGUUUACAACAAAUUAUUAAAGGAGAUUGAUCAAAAUAAUGAAUUGGAGUCCAUGGAGACAAUCUUCGGAUGUCAUUUUCAACCGCUACUUACGUUACUCAUGACUCCAAUUGGAAUUGCAAGACACAACUAUCAUAUGAAUACAAAUUUGAUAAUGAGACCUUCAGGACACAUUCUAGGAUCGCUUGAAGAUGGAUCAGCGGUAUCGACCCCGAUUGAAGAUGAUACCAAUCUUGAUCCAUUGGAACCGAAUGGUGUUGAAAAACGUGGUAGAAAGAGAAAAUCUCCUAAUGAAACCAAAGUAAAAUCUGAUUUCCCAUUUCACGAAGAUUUGAAAGUGAACAUAGAUGCACCAAUAUUCAAAGGUGAUGUUAUGUUAGUUGGCUUUGAGACUUUCAUAAGAACUAGAAGCGAGGCUGCAACUGCCUACGGUAAUUCAUUGUCUUAUAUUACUAAUGAAGAAACAUUACAGAACAUCUUCCAAUUAUUGUUACAUUAUUUAAGCUCACCCCAUGCCACACCACGCUUAUUUAGUGCUCUAGUCAUACAAGAGUUUGCAAAUUCUUUGAAGUCCAGGGACAUGUCACCUCCAGAAACAGCUAUAGCGUUAUUCCAGGAAUCAUUAAUGAAUGUAUUGUCUAAUCCUGAUAAUUCUACAUUACCAUAUUAUCGUGAGUUGGUUCCUACGUUGAAGUCAGUGAGAACAUCCUGCUUGCAAAUGUUUGAUGCCUUUAUAACAAGUGCUAAAGUAUCCCCAACAAAAAUUCCACAAUUACCUGUAGUAGUUCAGGGAGAGAAUGAAGCUGGUCCAGGAGCAUUUGGGCUUGAAUUUGCUGAAAAGAUUGUUAAUGAAACUUACCAGAAAUUAAUGAAGAAUUUAUCACCAACGUAUAGAAUGAGUGCCAAUCAAACACUUGAAGAUUCCAAGCAUCGUAUCACGGUGGCCAUACAAGAGGCCAAUACUGCACGCACUCACAGAACGACAGGAAUAUUAUCUGUUUAUGCUGCAGCUGUACUUGCAUUGAAUGGUAUUCCAAAGAAGUUGAAUCCAAUCAUCAGAUCGCUUAUGGAUAGUGUUAAACAAGAGGAGUCGGGUAUUUUGCAACAGAGAUCUGCUAUUGCCGUAGCGCAUUUAAUCAAAGAAUUAAAUAUUGCAGGUAAAAAGGGAGCAGCGGAUAAGAUUGUAAAAAAUUUAUGUGCUUUCCUAUGUGUGGAUACUUCUGAAGUUCCUGAGUUUUAUCAUAAUAUUAAAUUCAAGGAUUAUAUUUUAUCUUUGAGAAAAGAAGAAGCUAAAACUGAUCCUGCUGAUAUUGCGGCGCAUGAACGCGCUAUAAUUGAAGCUAGAAUCAAGCGUAAUGGUGCACUUAUGACAUUGGAGGCAUUACUUAGUAUCUAUAAAUCGAACUUAUUUGAAGAAGUAUCGAAGUUAAAAGAAUUAAUGCUUGAGCCUUUGAAUUUAUUGAAGAUUUCUUCGACAAAUGAAGUAAUAGAAGACGUAUUAAAAGGACAGAGCAUUAUCGAUGCUUUAGGGGUAUUGCGUGCGUUGCUUCCGAAAUUGGAUAGUUCAUUAUACCCUGAAAUUAUUGAGAGGUUGCCGUUAUUAAUACCUGGCUUAAGCUCUGAUUUUUCUGUUUUCCGUUAUUCUACUGCAAAGUGUUUUGCGACUAUAUCUUCGAUUUGUCCUACAAAAGCGUUUACAUUUUUAGUCAAGUCAAUCUUACCAAUGUUGAAUAAUGCGGGGGAAGUUAAGGAAAGGCAAGGUGCAAUUGAGAGUAUUUAUCAUCUUUCCAGUACUAUGGGGUCGGACAUAUUACCCUACAUCGUCUUCUUAAUCGUGCCAGUACUAGGAAGAAUGAGUGAUACUGAUCAAGAUGUUCGUAUUUUAGCAACUACUACUUUCGCUUCCAUAAUUAAAUUGGUUCCCUUAGAAGCUGGUAUUCCUGAUCCUGCUGAUAUGCCUCAAGAAUUAUUAGAAGGGAGGGAUAGAGAAAGAGAUUUCAUUCAGCAAAUGAUGGACCCAACCAAGGUCAAAUCUUUUGACUUGCCUGUAAGUAUUAAAGCAACCUUGCGUAAAUACCAACAGGAAGGUGUAAAUUGGUUAGCAUUUUUGAACAAAUACCAUUUACAUGGUAUUUUGUGUGAUGAUAUGGGCCUUGGGAAAACUUUGCAGACUAUUUGUAUAGUUGCAUCAGACCAUUACAUGAGAGCGGAAAGGUUUAAGGAGACGCAAUCUGCUGAAUUUAGACGUCUUCCUUCAAUCAUAAUCUGUCCUCCUUCAUUGACUGGGCAUUGGGAACAAGAGUAUAAUCAGUAUGCACCAUUUUUAAAAGUAAUAGUAUAUGCCGGGGCUCCUUCGAUUAGAUCAGCGAUAAGGUCACAAAUCCAUGACGCAGAUAUUGUUGUUACAUCCUAUGAUGUUUGUCGUAACGAUGUUGAAUUUUUAGCUAACCAUGAUUUCAAUUAUUGUGUUUUAGAUGAAGGGCACAUCAUCAAGAACGCUGCUUCCAAGUUAACUAGAUCCGUUAAGAGAAUAAGAGGUGAACAUAGGUUAAUAUUAUCAGGUACACCAAUUCAAAACAAUGUUCUAGAAUUGUGGUCAUUAUUUGACUUUUUGAUGCCCGGAUUCUUAGGUACUGAAAAGGUCUUUCAUGAAAAGUUUGCGAAACCAAUUGCAACCAGUAGAAGCAGUAAAACAUCAUCCAAAGAACAAGAAGCAGGUGCUUUGGCGUUGGAGUCGUUACACAAGCAGGUGUUACCCUUCAUGUUACGUCGUCUUAAGGAAGAUGUACUUUCUGAUUUACCACCCAAGAUCAUUCAAGAUUACUAUUGUGAAUUGAGUGAUUUACAAAAGCAAUUAUAUAAAGACUUUGCUAAAAAGCAAAAGUCUACAGUUGUGGAUGAAGUUCAAAGUGAGGGUGACGAAGCAAAAGAAGGCAAAACUCAUGUUUUCCAAGCUUUACAAUAUAUGAGAAAAUUGUGUAAUCAUCCUGCUUUAGUCCUUUCUCCAGAUCACCCUAAAUUUGCGGAAGUGAGCACCUACUUACAGUCCCAUAAAUCUGAUAUUAGAAGCAUUGAACAUUCACCAAAAUUGAUGUCCUUGAAAAAUCUAUUAUUAGAAUGUGGUAUUGGUGUUAAUGAUAACGAUUAUUUGUCUGCAAAUUAUAAACAAAAGCAAAAGCAACAGCAAAUGAUUACAUCCGAAGGUGUUAUUUCAGAACAUCGAGCAUUAAUUUUCUGCCAAUUGAAGGACAUGUUGGAUAUAGUUGAGAAUGAACUUUUAAAGAAAUACUUACCUUCAGUUACAUACACAAGAUUAGAUGGUAGUACUGACCCGAGAGAUAGACAAUCAAUCGUCCGUAAGUUCAACGAAGAUCCAUCUAUUGAUGUUCUACUUUUAACCACGAAAGUUGGUGGAUUAGGACUCAAUUUAACUGGUGCAGAUACUGUCAUUUUCGUUGAACAUGAUUGGAAUCCAAUGAAUGAUUUGCAAGCUAUGGAUAGAGCCCAUAGAUUAGGACAGAAGAAGGUUGUUAACGUUUAUAGAUUAAUCACGAAAAAUACGUUAGAAGAAAAGAUUAUGGGUUUGCAAAAAUUCAAAAUGAAUAUUGCUUCUACAAUCGUUAAUCAACAAAAUUCGGGCUUAGCAUCGAUGGAUACUAAUCAAUUGUUAGAUCUUUUUGAUGUUGACGAAAAUGCUGCAAAAUUAGUCGAAAUCGGUGAAAAUAACACUGAUAAAAAGGAAGAAAAUGUUCCUGAUGAUGUCGCUGGUGGUCUUACUGGUAAAGCGGCAGGAGCUGUCGGAGAAUUGGCUGACUUAUGGGACGAAUCUCAAUAUGAAGAUGAAUACAAUCUUGACAACUUUAUUAAAACUCUUAAAUAA